Iphiclides podalirius (scarce swallowtail) is the source of this 1194-nucleotide messenger RNA. The record is from the annotation of a GenBank genome assembly. NCBI's taxonomy places the organism in Eukaryota, Metazoa, Arthropoda, Insecta, Lepidoptera, Papilionidae.
AUGAAUGAGGAGGCACUGUUGGCACGGGCUUCCGAGGAGCGGGAGCGUAUCUUUCAAAGAUAUGAAAGGGGGCGAGAAAAUCUUGUUGGGCAAAUAGACCCUUGGGAGGAUCCUGAAUUUGAAGAGUAUCAUAAAACUGAUAGAUAUGGCUUUAUACAUGAUGAGCGUUUGCUGCAGAAAACAGCCCCACAAAAAGUCAACACUGAGGCAAUUAUGAAGUUAAAUGAUAUGGAUUUAAUUGUUAAUUACAUUCAAGUAAAGCUGCACAAAGAUUUUGGUUAUGAAGAUGAUAUUGUUAUUUACCAUUUGGAGCGUUCCAUGGAAGAAUUGAAGCGUGCCAAGCUGGAUUAUCCUGGACAACCCCCACCAAAUGAGCUGCCUAAGCGACCACUCGGCUUGUUUGUGGAGCCUGAUAAAAAGUCUAAAAUUGGCCAGCGUGCUGAAAAUUUUUCCGAUACGGAGAAGCAGGCGCGAGCAACCGUCAUCUUGAGACGGGAAAAGGCCGCAUUGGAAUUGCAAGAGCUGCGAGUGUCACAGAGCGACACAGUUUCAGAGCACAGCGGCGUCGCCAGCGGAGUGCGCUGCGAGGACUCUGUGUCGGCGCUGGGCUCGCGGCGCUCGCUGGCCGACACGAGCGUGACGAGCACGGCCGACCUCAGCGUGUUCUCCAGCGGCCGGUCGCACGCGCCCGACAACUCGCUCGACACGCACAGCAACGUUAGCGACGACGGCACUGGGUCAGAUGGGAGUGGUUUGCGACACUGGCGACGUUUCGAACCAGACACAUACGCGUCACAGACGCAACCUCUGUUACAUAGGUCCGGUAUAUGCGGGAUGAGCAUACAGAGGGCGCCGUCGACCGCGCACUCCACCCCGCGCGCGACGCCCCACCCGCCCUCGGUGUCGCCCAUGUCGGACGACGUGGUCCGCAUCCACGUGACGUACAACCCCCUCGCUGCGAGCCCCUCGCACUUGCACCCCAUCAGCCCCGCGAAGAUGAUGGCGUACGCGGAGGAGCACCCCACCAAGCCCGCCUCGCUCGGGUUCUACACCACCAACGGCGGGCACCGGCCGUCCGACAACAGGAUAAGGAUACAAGUGCCCUCCGAGGACCUACUCACGCCGGUCGUCGACUCCGGACGGAUCAUCGCGCCGCGUUACAUUGAAUCUCAUUCGGAAUUGUACGAUCUUAAA